Messenger RNA from Symsagittifera roscoffensis, 961 nucleotides. RefSeq names its product neuronal calcium sensor 1-like. The record is from RefSeq and is a predicted model, not a curated record. The transcript is spliced from 4 exons. Gene Ontology annotation, molecular function: calcium ion binding. The coding region runs from base 18 to 578 and encodes 186 amino acids. NCBI's taxonomy places the organism in Eukaryota, Metazoa, Xenacoelomorpha, Acoela, Convolutidae.
CUUAUUAAAUAGAUACAAUGGGAAAAUCAGCCAGUAAACUCUCUGCUGACAAACUUCAUCAGUACCUCCAAAAUACAGCCUUCAGUGAAAGUGAAGUAAAACUGCAUUAUAAACUAUUUAUGAACGAGUUUCCUGAUGGAAAAGUCGAUCAGUCACAGUUCAUGAAUGUUUACAAAGUUUUUCAUCCGGAUGGCAAACCAGAUCAAUUUGCAAUGCAUGUUUUCCGAGUUUUUGACAACGAAAGAAAAGGAGUUUUGGGUUUCGAUGACUUCAUAAAGGCACUGAACGUUACAGCUCGAGGAACAAACGAGGAGAAGAUGAUGUGGGCAUUUGAGCUGUAUGACACAGACAGGGACGGGCGAAUAUCCAGGGACGAACUGCUCAGUGUAGUUGACAGUAUCUUCCUCAUGAUGGGCAAGAACUAUACAGAUGACCAAGUCAGAAAGGAAGCCUCUCGCGUGAAAGUAGAGAGAGUAUUUGCAGCCAUGGAUGUGGACCGGGAUGACUUCCUGAGUGUGGAGGAGUUUAGAGAGGGAGUCCAACAGGACCCCGCAAUACUCAGACUCCUACAGCAGUAGAACAGAACAGUGUCCGUUAUGUCCCCAUAUGGAAAGUUUUACACAACUUUCCCACCAAAGCUAUAUAAGCUAUACUCCUUGUCAUCAAAUUUAUCAGAUGAACAUUAGUCUUUACCCCUUGUCAUGAAUCAUGAACUUUAUCAGAAGCGAAAAGGAGAGACUGAUUGUUGUUAGAUAUUGUACGAUGAUUUGGGUCUUUCUCUCUCUCCAUAUGUUCUAUUUAUCUACAAAUCAUGAUGCGCCGUAAAUUGUGUAUAUAAUUUGAAUAUUGUGCAUUUGUAAAUAGGUUCUUUUGUAAAUAUGAAAAUAAAUUUGUUCAUGGUAGAUUAAUGGAGUAAGUUUUUUUAUAGAUUUUCUUUUUCAAGAAAGAGCUUUUUUGUUGA